CAGUGGUCAGUGUCAGGGGGCUGUCUGUAAUCCUGCACGUCUGGAUUGAAUGCGUAAUACUAUUUUACACCGUUUACACCGAUCAGAGGUGAAUAUUAACGAUUGGAGAAUAUGUCCGGCACAAUGAAUCGCGGGGAUGAUAGACCCGAGGAAGACGUCUUCAAAAUUCUAAUUGCAACCGACUGUCAUCUUGGUUAUGAAGAAAAAUCCAACAGAGGGGAGGACAGUUUUACAACUUUCGAGGAGAUUUUGAAAUAUGGAAAACUGCACAGUGUAGAUUUUAUUCUACUUGGUGGUGAUUUAUUCCAUGAUAAUAAGCCCUCUCAAGCCACGGUGAUGAAAUGCAUGAAUCUACUGCGCAAAUAUUGCCUAGGUACAAAGCCCAACAAGUUUCAAUUCUUAAGUGACCCCAAGAUGAUUUUUAAACACUGUUUAAACAAAACAGUCAACUUUGAAGAUGCUAAUCUUAAUGUUGAAAUACCCGUGUUUUCUAUACACGGAAAUCACGACGAUCCAAGUGGACCUGGUCAGAUAGGAAGUUUAGACUUGCUAUCGGUCACUGGACUGGUCAACUAUUUUGGUAAAUGGACGAAUCUGAACGAAGUCCAACUAGCCCCUUUGUUAUUCAGAAAAGGAUGUACCAAUCUAGCUUUGUAUGGCCUCAGCUACAUCAAGGAUCAAAGACUUUCAAGGCUCAUGAGAGAUGGAAAAGUGCACACGCUUCGUACCAAUGAAAUCGAUGAUUGCUUCAACAUAUUUGUACUCCAUCAAAAUCGUGCUAAGCACGCAGAAAAUGCGUUUGUCCCAGAAGAAGAUUUACCAAAUUUUUUUGAUUUCGUAUUGUGGGGACACGAGCACGAAUGUCGUAUCGAAACAGAGCAAGUUGGAAAAAAACACUACCACAUUUGUCAGCCUGGAAGUCCUGUUGCAACUUCGCUAUGCCAAGGUGAAGCUGUUCCCAAACACAUAGGCAUUUUGAAAGUUUACAAGACAGGUUUUCAACUACAGAAACACAAGUUGAAAACAGUGAGGCCAUUUGUCUUUGAUACAAUAAAUGUUGAUGACAACAAUGACAUAAAAAUUCAACCGUUGGAAAAACUUUGUAAUACAAUCGAAUACUAUGUUGACAAUUAUAUCGAAAAUGUUAUGAUGCAAACAGCGGCAGCCCAGCUAUCUAGAGAUCCACGUCAACCAACACUACCCCUACUGCGACUUCGUGUAUUUUAUACAGAGGAGGAGCAGAAGUUCGAUACGUUUAGAUUAGAGCAAAAGUAUGUUGAUCAAGUUGCUAAUUCAGGUGAGAUUAUUCGUCUGCGCAAAAAAAAAAGUGGAUGGGCCAAGAAAGUAGACUUUGAUGAUUGUGAUGAUGAUACUGAUGCUAUUAUGGAAGAAGCUCUAGGAUGUGAUGAGGACGAGCCUGAAUGGAACAAAACAGUUCAAGGAGGAAUACGAAAGUAUUUUGCAGCAGGAAAUAAAAAACACAAAUUAACUGUAUUGUCUCUGACUGGUCUCAAUGAAGCCUUGUCCCAGUUUGUAGAUAAAGGAGACUCGAAUGCAUUCGAUGAUAUAAUUGAGCAUCAGAUGAAAAAAACUCUUGAAUAUAUAAGCAGUAAAGAGUUAGAAACCCGUGAAGAAAUAGCAGAUGUAAUUCAAGAAUUUCAAAACGAAAGGGACAACACAAAUGAAAAUGAAGAAAACCAGGUACGUGACUUCCUGAAUUCUUCAACUCGUCGGGUUCGUCAGCCAGCUGCUAAUUUAGAUGUCGAUGAUACAGCAGAAGAUGACUGUGCUACCAAAAGUAAUGAAGACAAUGCUGUCAGAGGAAGAGGUAGGGGAAGACGAGCAAGAGGUCGGGUAGGUGCUGCUUCUGGGAGGGGCAGGGCAAAAGCUCCUGCAAGUAUAUCAGCUAGUAAAACUGUGCUUAUUGACAGUCCGACAAAAUCUACUAGAGCAACAAAGACAAAGCUGACAGAGAGUGCUAUGCAGCCCGCAAAGCAGACAAGCAUAGCUGCUCAUUUUCCAAAAAGUCAGAAAGCUUUGAGUAAACCGAUAUACAUAUCCGAUUCGGAUUCCAACUCCGACUAAGCUUCCAUUCAAGUUGUUUAAGUUUUUGUAUUAACAUUUUUUAAAUUUACUGUAAACUGUUCCAAGUAAUUAGGACUGUAUAC
Neodiprion virginianus is the source of this 2168-nucleotide messenger RNA. It is a transcript of the gene mre11, whose product is annotated as double-strand break repair protein MRE11. Gene Ontology annotation, cellular component: Mre11 complex; nucleus. Gene Ontology annotation, molecular function: DNA endonuclease activity; manganese ion binding; 3'-5'-DNA exonuclease activity. The transcript has 12 exons. Bases 112 to 2085 code for a protein of 657 amino acids. NCBI's taxonomy places the organism in Eukaryota, Metazoa, Arthropoda, Insecta, Hymenoptera, Diprionidae. Gene Ontology annotation, biological process: mitotic intra-S DNA damage checkpoint signaling; mitochondrial double-strand break repair via homologous recombination; telomere maintenance. The record is from RefSeq and is a predicted model, not a curated record.